AUGACAAAUGUGUUUGCAAUGGGAUGUUCCGCCUCGCUUCAUCAUCGCGGUGGCAUCCUGAAUUUGUCAGCUCUCCCUGCAGCGCUUGGAUUUAAAACUGUUUCCAUUUCCUUGUCUCGUAAAACUAAGAAUAUUCUAAGAGAAUCUUGGAAACUGGUUGAACCUGUUAAGACUGAGGCGGGAAAAGCAUUGUUUGUGAGGCUUUUCGAAACUCACCCAAAUAUCCAAGACACCUUUCCAUCAUUCAAGGGCGUCAGUCUAGACGAACUCAUGAACUCCCGUUCACUGUAUCUUCACGCCAAGCGAGUCAUGGCUGCGGUGGAAAGCACCAUCUCCGCACUGGAUGAUGCUGAAGUGUUGGUAGAGAGUCUCACGAACUUGGGACGAAGACAUCGGCCUUGGUCGAUAAGGGAGGAACAUUUUAAGGUUGUAUGCGAAGCCCUUCUGUGGACAUUACAAGACAUGCUUGCAUCCGAGUGCACAAGUCAAGUCAAAGAGGCCUGGACAGAGCUCUUUGAUUUCAUAAGCAAAACAAUGUUGCGUGAAACUAGAGAAGGGGCUGUCAUUACAUAA
Orbicella faveolata is the source of this 573-nucleotide messenger RNA. RefSeq names its product neuroglobin-like. The record is from RefSeq and is a predicted model, not a curated record. Gene Ontology annotation, biological process: oxygen transport. Gene Ontology annotation, molecular function: heme binding; oxygen binding; iron ion binding. NCBI's taxonomy places the organism in Eukaryota, Metazoa, Cnidaria, Anthozoa, Scleractinia, Merulinidae.